AAUGCGCUCUACAAGGAGGGCAAGCUUAACGAAGCCAUCAAAAUCUACCGACAAGCUGCCGAGCUAGCCUCCAAAGACGACUAUCUGCCCUGGUCCAAUCUCUCCGCGGCGCAGUUCGAGUGUGGAAACUACUUCGGGUGCACCUCGAGCGCGUUGCAGGCUUUGGUUAACGUCUAUGAGCAUGAAAGCAGCACCCGUAGUGACAAAACUGCUGUGGAGCGGAAGUUGGCUCCCCGUCUGAUCAAGGCGUUUUUGCAUGUGCACGAGUACAAAGAUGCCAGGCACUGGCUUGAUGUGUUGCAGUCGGAGUCUAAAGAGCCGCCGUCAGAAGAGAUCUCGCUGUAUCGCACUGCCAUCGAUCGUGCAGAAGCGGUCUGGGCGGCCUUUCCAGAUGAGAAGACGCAUCGGCUGCACCUGCUGAGGCAUCUGCCUCGGUACCGGCCGGCAUUCUCUGGCUAUCAUGAAUAUUUCAAUAUCGGCCACGACGACAUCAGCGACCUGAUCCCCGUCGAUGCCCUCGUCGACGAUGUGGAAUACGUCUCUGUCUUCCUCGGGGGCGUCGGCGAUGCGCGCCAUUUCUACGGCGCUCUCGCCUUCCUGGGCAUUUCGGAACGGGUCCAAGUUGGCACCGCCCGGAAAGCUGGCGUACGCGAGUUUCGCGUGAACAAGAAGUACCAUUUUACGCUGAACGACCGCAAAGCCGGGGCUCUGGCCCGGGACAUGAUCGUGUUCGCCCUGCUGGAUGUGCUGGCCGUCGCGAAGGAUAUGCCGUCCUUCGAGCGACUGCAGCGGUAUGCCGUCGUGUUCUACGUCUUCAUCGGCGCCAUCAUGCCUCGGUUCGCGUUCGACCAUCUCAACCGCGUGAUUGACAUGCUCGUCGAGAAGCAGGAGAGGAAAGACACCAUCCUGCCGUGGCUGCGAAUCUACGAGUCCGACCGGGCGGGGAUUCUACGAGCGUUACGGUCGUGGAGAAGUGGCAGCCUCAUUAGCCUGUUUUCGACGAGAGACGUGAUUUCCCUGGCCCGGUCUCAGUUCAGGGAAGCGGGUGUGAAAGCGGCGAGCCUUUUUGGCUUCGAUCCCCGUCGGGCGCCGUCUGGUUGCGAGAAGGAGUAUGCCACUUAUAAAGAAGCCCCCUUCCUGCUGCCUCCUCGACAAGUGUUGAAGGACCAUGAGCCCGAGCUGCAGAGGCUCCUUGAGAGCGGUGCAUCAGCGGACCGGCUCAGAGAGUACCUGAGCGAGCAUUGGUGUGUGAACCCGACUCUGCUGGACGAGGACUGGAUGGUGGAAGCCAGGGGCGAGUUGGACGUCGGCUAUGACCCGUUCGAGCUCCCCAGGCGACUGCAGGCGCUUUUUAUCGUGGAGGAGAAAGGCGCCCGUCAGCGGAAAAGGCUGUUCGACUAUGCUGCGGACUUCUUCCAGAUGGUCGUGCUGGGCCUCCGGCGAGUCCGGGAUCGUCUCAGCGUGGAGCUGAUCCUGGACGACCUCGCGGCGGCCAUCGACGCUCUGCGACAUGGGCUCAUCGAGGGCCGCGACCGGGACGCUCCGACAACCUUUGACGUGGUCUACCUGUCGAACGUGCCAGACUAUAUCGGCGGCAGCUUCGUGACGUUCGUCUCGGGACUAAAGCUCCUGAACAACACGACGACAGCCAAGAUCACGUCGACCUGUCUGCGGAAUACGGGGAUCUGGAAGUCCCAGGAGCAGUUUCACAGCGAAUACAUUAUCGUCAAUGACUUCAACACUCUCUUCAAGCUCACUCAAGCGCAGUUUGUCAAGCGUGACGAGUAUGACACCUUGUUUCCCAUGUCCGGAUACAUGGACUGGCGACGCGCGACGAUGAAGAAGUUCCCGUACGAGUUCCCGGUGCCUCGCGCCGAGCUGAGCCGGUGGCUGUUUGCCCAUUUCUUCAAGCUGGCUCUCCCCUGCAGCCGUGACCCUGACGACCACAAUCUGGACCUGUUUCUGUUUCCGACGCUGAACCUGACCAAUUUCUUCCGGCUGCUGAUUCAUCUCCACGAGAUCGGAUACCCGGCACACUGGCUGGCGGAUGUUCUGGCCAAGAUCCUGGAAAAUCAGGUCGUCACGACGGCCCGGCCGCCCAGGACGCUGCCGUUGGAGGUGGACGAGGUGUCUCGUCGGCACCCGGCAGCGAAGCUGUCCACGGCGCCGUAUAUCCUGGAGAUGACGACCCUGACGGUCCUGUUCCAGCGGAUUCUACCGUUCUGCCCGAUCACGACGGCCUCGCUGCCGUCUCCGGGCUCGAUCUAUUCAUACAGCGUGCGGAUGCGCACGGUCGACUUCCCCAUGCACGGCGAGAUGCAGGCCCUGGUUCUGAUCUUCUUCCGAGUGCGUCUGCCCCCGCGCUGUCCGGGGACAGCGGACGACAUCCACCGGUAUCUCGACCCCUCGCCGGAAAAGGACAAAAGCUUCGAGACGCCCGCCAUGAAGGAAUUCCGCGAGUCGGGCAGCGUGGUCAUCACGGCGCUGACCUGGAACGGGGUGGACGACCGCACGGCGACGAUCUGGAUGCGCGAGGACGUCAUGGACCCGAUGAUCGAGGCGCGCGAGGACGACGAGUGGGUGUGCUGUCUGUGGCGGGUCGACGACUGGGCGCCUGUGUCGUCGGCGCCUGAGGGUGCGAAGAUGGUCGUCAAGGGUGCGAGGUGGGGAGAGUUUUCAUAG
Rasamsonia emersonii CBS 393.64 is the source of this 2682-nucleotide messenger RNA. RefSeq lists its product as uncharacterized. The transcript is spliced from 3 exons. The record is from RefSeq and is a predicted model, not a curated record. Gene Ontology annotation, molecular function: protein binding. Lineage: Eukaryota; Fungi; Ascomycota; Eurotiomycetes; Eurotiales; Trichocomaceae. The annotation marks the transcript as partial.